Molecule: messenger RNA, 4540 nt
Organism: Chelonoidis abingdonii (Abingdon island giant tortoise)
Lineage: Eukaryota; Metazoa; Chordata; Testudines; Testudinidae
Source: RefSeq, a predicted model, not a curated record
UGGCCUGGGCGGGGCCCAGGCCUAGGCCUAGGCCUAGAGCUCUGGAGGCUUUGGGCCCAGCCUGGGGACCAUGCAGCGGGAUGUCGGCAGCUUUCCCCUAGCUCCUGGCCUCAGGGCUAAGCUCAUCGGAGCCGGAUUCCAGACGGUCCAGGAGCUGCUGGAGAUCGGGCCCUGCGAGCUCAGCAAAGAAAUUGGAAUCUCUAAAGAGGAGGCACUAGAAACAUUGCAAAUUGUAAGAAGAGAAUGUAACAGUAAUGCAACAAAGACUGCUGGUGAUCCAGAACCUGUUGGGAAAUGCACAGCAUUAGAACUCUUGGCACAAGAACAGGCGCAAGGCUUCAUCAUCACCUUCUGUUCAGCUCUAGAUGAUAUUCUGGGAGGCGGUGUGCAACUGACAAAAAUCACAGAGAUCUGUGGAGCACCAGGUGUUGGGAAAACCCAGUUAUGUAUGCAGCUGGCAGUAGAUGUGCAGAUUCCAGAAUGUUUUGGGGGCCUUGCUGGAGAAGCAGUUUUCAUUGAUACAGAGGGAAGCUUUAUGGUAGACAGAGUGGUAGACAUUGCAACUGCCUGUGUUCAGCACUGCCAGCUUAUUGCUGAAACACAUCAGGAAGAAGACUUUCAAAAAUCCCUGGAGACUUUUUCCUUUGAAAGUAUUCUUUCUCAUAUCUAUUACUUCCGUUGUCAUGACUACACAGAGCUGCUAGCACAGGUAUACCUCCUUCCAGACUUCCUUUCAGAGCAUUCAAAGAUCCGAUUGGUUAUUGUGGAUGGAAUUGCCUUUCCUUUUCGCCAUGACUUUGAGGACCUCUCACUGCGAACACGGCUUCUGAAUGGCUUAGCACAACAGUUGAUCAGCAUAGCAAAUGCUCAUAAAUUAGCUGUAGUUUUGACAAAUCAAAUGACAACAAGGAUUGGACAAAGUCAGUCCAUGUUGGUACCUGCUUUAGGAGAAAGCUGGGGACAUGCUGCUACCAUCCGUUUAAUCUUCCACUGGGACAACAAACAGAGGUUGGCAACAUUGUACAAAUCACCGAGUCAGAAGGAGUCGACCGUAUCUUUCCAUAUUACACCUCAUGGCUUCCGGGAUGUGCAUCCUCCACCUCCAAGUCAGACCCCAGCAGAAGUUGAAAUUAACCCUCGAAAACGGCCACGGAUAGAAGGGGACAAACAACAGUGAUACAAAGGAUGAACUUCAACAAGGGUGUGAGACUCUUGAGUACAUUUCCAUGACCUAGAGAAGAAUUCUAGGUAAGCUUGAAAGUUAGUCUCAUUUACCAACUGAAGCUGGUCCAAUACAAGAUAUUACCUCACCCACCUUGUCUCUCUGAACUCCUAGGUGAGUCAUUUCAUCCCCAUUUUCAGAUGGGAAAGUUGAGAUGUAGAAAGAUUAAAUUGUCUAAGUCACAUAGUUUAACUAGCAUCGCUGGGAACAGAACUCAAGCCUCCUGACAUCCAAUCUGUUUCUCUAAUCAUUAAAUACACUCCCUCUGAUUUUACAAGAAUAUGUAUUUACACUAAUGUGUAUUUUUAUAUUGUUUUGUUGCCUAAAUAUCAAGGGAGACCUGUUUGGUGUAGAAGUGUUCAGAACAUUUAGCUUUAUGCAAGAAAAUAUAGCUUCUGGUGUCAACCAGAUUAAUUUUUUUCAGAAAGUGCAUAUUACAUAAGGAUAGCUUAAAGGAAUACAUUUUUGUUUUUAUAAUUGAUGGAUUUUUGCACUGUUCUAGAAGGUGUCAGAUAUAAUAACUUAGUGGCUAACAAAUCAGAACACCCCCUCAAGGCAAUGUGGUCUUGUGAGUAGCUUCCACUGUUUUGUUUGGGGGUAGGGGGAGAGAGUUUCUGGAGUAAACCACGCUGGUGUAUGACUUACAUUGGGACAGUUACACUGUUGUAGCUACACCAAUGAAAAUGCCUGGUAUAGGCUAGCCCUAGAGAGAAGGAUCUAAUGGCUGAGAUAAAACUAGAUGUAGUGGGCCUGAUUCAAUACUCCUCUGCAUCAGAAACUCUGCUGAAGCCCAUUGAGCUACUCCAGAUAUACACUUGUGUAAGUGAGAAAAAUUUGCCUAUUGUUUCAGCAAUGAACUCUGUUUAUGUUUUUUUGAGUGUGUGGCUGGAAUCCUUUGUUGCACUUUGUAUAUUACUUCAAAGCAGCAAAGUGACGAGAGAAUUUUCUGAUUGCACAAAUUAAGAUACUAACCAGCCAAGUUUGCAGCAUUGAAUAAAACAAAUAGUUUGUUUGGUUUGUUGCCUGAAUGCUAGUCAUCUCUAAAUGCAGGAACUGUAAAGAUAGGGCUGAGCUCACUACCACAUUAAACUUGCCUGUGGUGGGAGGAGCUAUUGUGUUACCACAAUCUCUAUCACAGGGUUUGGCAAUAAGAAAACAUGGUGACUGUGAUGUGCCUCACCUAGCAGCAGAAUGCUGCUUUGAAAUGCUUUAUUCUAGGAAGAGAAAGUUAACAAUUUAUUUCCUCCUGACUCUAAGUGUUCUCUGCUUUGAAAACAGCUUUUUUUCAUUAAGAAUCACUGGGAAACCAGUUAGCUUCCAAGAAGAAUAAACUUAAAAUGCAUAGGUGUGGAAUAGCUUUGACUAGAUGUGGCAUCAGGGUUCAAGUUAUGAGACCAAAGUACCUCCAUUUAAGUCAAUGGCAAAAGUCUUGUCCCUGCUGAGGUCAAAAUUUGGAAUAAAGUGCCAAAGCGUGUGUGUGUGUGGGGGGGAAAUCUAAAAUGUAGAACCAGCUCACUUAUUGUUGAAUUUAAAGUAUUUUUUUUCUUUGGCAGUGAAUACUGGAAGCUGGUUAUGGUUGGAAAGCAUUAUAAAAAGUUUGCAGCAUGCCCUGCAGGUGAUCAGACUCUGGAUGCUCAUUCCUCCCCUGAAUGCUCUUACCCCAAAAUGUCGUUUUGUCUGUCUCUCAUGCUAUAAGAAAGUGUUGAUGAUGCUGGAAAGUGGGUUCUGCUGUGCUGACUCACUGAGUCAAAUAUCUUAUUGCCCAAUACAGCUAUGAGGAAAGUGGGAGUGGUGCUGUAAAAACAGAUGAUCUAGGGUUAGGGCUGACCAGUCAAGACAGAGGAACCCAAUAGGCAGCUAAGCCUGGGGAGAAGGUUUGAGCUGAACUUUCUCUUUUUGGUGAUCUCUUUGUUAAAGUCAUCCUGAGGGAGAGGUUCAAGUUUUUUACUCUAAACAGCAUGUGGACAUUUAGUGAGAGAGGUGCUGGAAAAAAAAAUCAGAUGAGAAGUCAUUUAUAAUAGUGGUUAGUUGACUAGUUAAAUUUUGUCAUUAUCAGCAUUUACAAAAUUAAUGUACUUUUUUAGGACUAGGUUUAGAAUGAGAUUGGAAAACAUUUAACUGAUAGAUUGUCCAUGGCAAAAUCCUUUCCCCUUUCUUCCCAAGCCCAUCUUUUUUUAUUUGGUAUGAAAUGUAUAAACUGGAAUGAGAAAUCACUGAGACCAGGGUUUUAGCAGACUGUUUAUACUUGUUCAGGAUCAUAAUUAGGUAAAAAGACACAUUAAACAGUAUUAUUCUGCCUUAAUUUACAGUGAUUAUAUUUGUAACUUAUUUUAUGAGGUAAUAAGGGUUGGAAUGAUCUGUUUUUCCUAAGGCAGUAGAGCUUGAGUGAAUUUUACUCAUAAAUAUAUUCACUGUUAAGCAUCAAACUACAAACUUUGUCUUCUGCAAGCAAGAAAUGUGUUAACAACAUUUGUGCUACUGUAAUAUUAUAGAAACACUAGUCUACAUAGUCAUGUAGAAAUUAUACAAAUAGUGAUCAGUGCUAAGAGCAAGAGAUGAAAAUUACUGUACAAGGAGUAGAAAUGUAUCAUGCUGGAAAGAUUACUGUGUUUUCGACAGGACAAUAUAUUAUGUCUUACCUUAGGGCAUUGUUUUCCAAGCAAUAUUUUAUAGCUGAUUCUUGCCUGCUGUUCAUUUUAUUAAGGCCCGGUUUCUUAUGUUCAGUGAAGUCAGUGGGAGUUUUGCCAUUGACUUCAAUGAAUAAGUGUCAGAUUACAGAAAUCACAUAUUUUGGUUUCAACCAAUCAGAAAGUAAGUACAAGUUUAAAAAAAAGUUUUAAUAUAGUUCAUAUUAGAAAGAAAGGAAACUAUGCAGAGGUGAUGAAGUGGCUCUUAGUAGGUCUUUGCACUUCCCAUGCAGCUUCUUUGCAGUUAUGUGGGUGAAAUUCUAAUUUAGUAUGGUAUCUAACACUGGUUGAUUUGGGGGUUUAAAAUUAAUCACUGGAGUUACAGCAGCAAAGUACAAAAUACAUUUGAUCAGCAUUUCUCAAAAUAAUUUUUAAAAAAUAAUCUUUCUUGAUAAAACAACAAGUUGGUUUUUUACAUGCAAAUUGUGCCUCGUAUAAAAUAUUGCAUGUGAAUAUAAGAUAAGUUAGUUACACCCUUUUACACCACCACAGGCUUCAUCUUACAUUUGCCUGGUAAAAGAUUUGGAACACAUUACACAGCAGGUUGUAUUAACCUCUCCAACAAUCACUCAUUUUAUACAUUUCUGUAUUUAUAGAUAUGCUGCUAUGUAGAGAGGUACCUGCUGAGAUU